This is a messenger RNA of Lactuca sativa (garden lettuce), 625 nucleotides long. The record is from RefSeq and is a predicted model, not a curated record. NCBI's taxonomy places the organism in Eukaryota, Viridiplantae, Streptophyta, Magnoliopsida, Asterales, Asteraceae.
AGGACCAAUAUGUAAAAUACUCUGUCUAUAAAUGAUAAUGGCAUCAUGUACUACUCCACUCACAAAAAUGGAGUUCUUCAACAAGAAAUCAGUGAUAUUUCUCCUAGUAAUCACUUUUCUUAUCUGUUCGUCGUAUGCAAGUCGCCUCCCUCAAGAUCGGGUAGAAGAUGGUGAAUUGGUUGGUGUAGAUGGAUUAGGUGAUGUGGCCAAAGGACUGGUGAACAAGAUAAAACAGCUGUUUGGAGGGGCAAAUACGGGUCCAAAGAAGGUUUUCAAGAUAGGGGUGAAGACUGGAAAAGCUUAUAACACCGUAACAGGUAAAUGUUUGAGUCAAUUCAAGUGUUCUCGCCCACGUGAGUUGCCUGGACAUGUGACUUGUGGUGCAUACUGUGUUUACACAUUUGUAGCAAGCUCAGGUAACUUCGCUCAGUGCCAACAGACUUGUAAACCAAAUCUAAAUUGUACUUACCAGAAUGGUAGUAUCAAAUGUUCACCAUAAAGAGACUCUGAUUUUGUUUUACUGUAUUUUUCUUUCCGUAUUAUCCAAAUGUAUUUCCUUUUAAUGUAUGUUUCUUACCAGAAUGGUAGUAUCAAACGUUCACAAUAAAGAAACUCUACUAUCCAA